Messenger RNA from Alternaria rosae, 1245 nucleotides. RefSeq lists its product as uncharacterized. The coding region runs from base 28 to 1176 and encodes 382 amino acids. NCBI's taxonomy places the organism in Eukaryota, Fungi, Ascomycota, Dothideomycetes, Pleosporales, Pleosporaceae. The record is from RefSeq and is a predicted model, not a curated record. The transcript has a single exon.
AAAAAACCGAGAGUUCUACAAGCGACGAUGAAAGCGAACACUCAACAAGACCCAUUUGGUCAACUACCCGAGGAGCUCAGGAUCAAGAUAAUGAAACUUUCUCCGGACCCUUUUUCACUACGGAGCUUGGCCCAUGCGUCGCCCGCUAUGGGCAGAGUGCUCGACAGAUAUCCGCUUGAAAUUGUGGAGGUGGUUCUCGAGGUUACCGUUCCUUUGCAGACCCGUCGCCUCAUGGGCGCGGUGCUCAAAGCUCAGUUUUCAGACUUCCCAGCAUCCUUAUCCGAGGCUCAAACUGUUGCUGAAACUGACUCGACUAUGGCCACCGACAAAAUGCGUUCGUCUGGACUGGACCGGGCCGCCACGGUAGUACGGUCCUUGCUCACCAGCGCCGCGAAUGUGCAUGCUUGGUCCCAUGCCUGCCUCGAACAUUUGAUACGGAAAUCUAUGGAGCUAAGGCCCUCUACACUCAUCAAAAAUGGGCCCGGCUAUACACGCCGGGAGGAAUUCGAAAACGCUGAGAGUCGAAAGGACUAUAUUCCACAGGAUACCGGCCCGCCUUCGUGGGUGGAGGAGCAGCGAAUGAUCAGAUCAUUCUGGCAACUGCAGUAUUUCAUGGAACUGCAGGGCGCCGGUCACAAGGGCCGCCUGGACACCAAUUGGCCGAGACACGAAGUUGAUGCAUUGUCACAGAUCAGCGCGGAUGGCUUUUACGACGUGUUUGACUAUGAGAGGGAGCAGAUUUUGACCGCAUGCGAUUUUCUCGGCGCAGUCACCUCUGGAACCAUUACUUCGGUGAAAGCUGUUCACCACAACACUUAUACUUUGCCAACAAUACGUUGGGUUGGAGGGGCAGUCUCGAGGUGUUUCUGUGCCGAGCCGCUCUUCUUCGAGCUCGGUAAGGACAAAUUAUGUCAGGGUGCAGAAAAUUUCAACAGUAAUACAUGGGCGUAUCGCUUUUGGUGCGCCAUGUCGUCAAAGGAUGGAUGGCUUGAUGGAGCUUUUCUCAGGCUUCCCCACCCCUUUCAGAUCUGGCGUAAAUAUGGGUUUGCCAUAUGGGAUGACAAGCGCAUGGUUGAUCUGGGCAUGCGGCACCCGACGAAAGCGCCAUUUCUUGCUAACUCUAUUUCUUACUCUUUUCGAUGGUGGAGCAUCUUGACGGAGGAAGACAUGUGUUAGGGGUUGUGUCAUCAAAGCCAUCGCAAUCAUACCGUAUACCAAAGCACAAUCUUGAUAACCAGCCCGAAC